UUAAUUAUAAAGGUCACAGGCACCAAGUUACAUUCUUCAAGAAAGUGUAUGAUGACCCUGAGUGUGAAGUUUGCAAAUUUCGCUACAAUGAUCCCCCCUCCUAUUUACGCUGUAUGGAGUGUGAUGACUUCAAUGUCCAUCUCCUGUGUGCUGCACUGCCCAGUACCAUAAAUCAUAAAUGUCAUAUAGAUCCGCUUUACCUCGAAGAUUAUUUUGCAGAUGACGAUUCCAGUGAUGACGAUUCGGAUGAAUACUAUUGUGAUGCUUGUGAGGAAAGUAGAGACAAGCGGGAAUGUGUUUAUCGAUGUGCAGAAUGUAGCAACUAUGUCGCACAUAUCAAUUGCGUGCUUGAUGAGGUGUUACUUUCAAUUAGCGGAAAGCGAGGAGAUGUGGAGUUCAGAAAUGUGGAUAGAGAAAUGGCUGAUAAAAGAGGUUUAACCUUGGCACACAUAUUUAACCCUUCUAAUGAAGAUGAGCAGAAGGAAUUCAAGGAUGUUGAAGUAGUUAUUAGUGAUUUGAUUAGAGAGAGAAUGUCUAAAGCCAAGGUUAUGGAAAACGAUGAUAUUCUAGAGGAUUUGGAAUGUUCAGACGAGACAUUCAUACUGUUUUUGAAGAACGUCACUUUUGAUGAUGGUAAAGAUAAGAUAGAGGAGUGUUCGGGAAUUACAUUUUGGGACUUGGAUUCAAAAGUUGUAAAGGUCCGGGAUUACAGGGUCUCUCAGAACUUUGUUCCUAUUCUGGAGAAAUUAUUUAUUAAAUAUGGGGAUAUUAGUGAAAAAUCCCCUUUAAAUCUAGGGACAAAGACUCGUUUCCUAAACAUAUUUUGUGGAGUUGUACAUAGCAUGUGCAAUACAAAGGCUAAGGAUGUCAAUAGGACUUUACUUUUCAAUUGGUGGAAGAACUUUAAGCUUGUGCAAGAAGCCAAGUUCGAUAUCCAGUUUGCCUUCGAUCAUUUGUAUAGAUUUGCACAAUCACUUAUUCGUAUUCUGUGCGAAUAUAAAAUUGACAAAACCACUUUUGAUAAUCAAAUGAAGAUUGAUGAUCUAACAACUUAAUUGGAUGGACUCAAAGUUAAAUAAGAGGAGCAUAUAAGAUCUAAAAAAGGAAAAUCAAAAUUGGAAAAGGAUAUUUUGGUUGAAGACUUUGAACUACUUUCGAAGAUGGUGUGGACAUAUUCUCUUUGAUAUCAAAGUUGGAUUAGUUUUGUGUGACGGAGCUAUACAAGGUUCGUUUCUGGAGUUCCCAGCUUUCUUCCUAAGAAUUUAUUUAGGGAUUUCUUCAUGGUUCCAGUGAUGCUAUUGUAUUUACUUUUCUGUACCCAAGGUAUAUCUUCUGUGAGAACUAUUAGCAAUU
Messenger RNA from Quercus lobata, 1353 nucleotides. RefSeq lists its product as uncharacterized. The record is from RefSeq and is a predicted model, not a curated record. The transcript has 2 exons. The coding region runs from base 114 to 1055 and encodes 313 amino acids. Lineage: Eukaryota; Viridiplantae; Streptophyta; Magnoliopsida; Fagales; Fagaceae.